Paralichthys olivaceus (Japanese flounder) is the source of this 741-nucleotide messenger RNA. The record is from RefSeq and is a predicted model, not a curated record. Lineage: Eukaryota; Metazoa; Chordata; Actinopteri; Pleuronectiformes; Paralichthyidae.
AACUAUAGCGGGGCAGCAAUGGAGCCAAAGCACAAAGAGUUGCUCGACCAGUGCCACCAGAACUUGCUGGAGUCCAUCACCGACGCGGACCGACUGAUCGAGCUGCUCAUCGUGUCCGGCACCUUGAGCCAACUCGACAGGUUCGAGCUGGAGCAGAACUGCUCGUCCAGCGCCGAGAAAGUGGACCACCUCCUGAAGAUGCUGGUGAACAAGGAGAGCGACCAUUUCCUCGACCUGUGUGUGGCCCUGGAGAAGGCAUACCCUGACCUGUACGCUGCCCUGUUCGGCAGCAACGGCGGCGGACCCGUGGACCACUCCACCGGUUCCACGUACAGCGUCCUGUCCACCAUGCCCUCUGACUCAGAAAGCAGCAGCUCCCUCAGUAGUGUCGCCGCCGGUAAUGUGCUCAAUGUUGCAGGUUCACCCGUCAACGGUGAAGCGUCCUCCCCACCCCCAGCCAUCAACGACAACCGGCCAACUGGCGACAACCUGGACACCAUCCUGUUCCAGCUCCGCCAGGUGACCAGGGAGAGGGAUGAGCUCCGCAAGCGCCUGGCGUUGGCAUCGCCCGGGACCACCUUCGACGACUGCAGGCCAAAUUCCAAAGCCAGUCAUGACUAUGAGCGUCUGAAAAGUCAGUGCAUGAGGGCCAUGGCAGACCUGCAGUCACUCCAAAACCAGCACACCAAAACACUCAAGAGGUGCGAGGAGGCUGUGAAGGAGGCCGACUUCUACCAGUAA